Messenger RNA from Protobothrops mucrosquamatus (brown spotted pit viper), 3339 nucleotides. RefSeq names its product SWI/SNF related, matrix associated, actin dependent regulator of chromatin subfamily c member 1 (gene SMARCC1). Gene Ontology annotation, biological process: positive regulation of DNA-templated transcription. The coding region runs from base 1 to 3267 and encodes 1088 amino acids. The transcript has 28 exons. Gene Ontology annotation, cellular component: nBAF complex; SWI/SNF complex; npBAF complex. The record is from RefSeq and is a predicted model, not a curated record. Gene Ontology annotation, molecular function: nucleosomal DNA binding; histone binding. NCBI's taxonomy places the organism in Eukaryota, Metazoa, Chordata, Lepidosauria, Squamata, Viperidae.
AUGGGGCCAGCUGGACAGUCUGGAAGAGUAGCUGUGGAUGAUGGGGCCAGCUGGAUAUUCUGGGAGAGUGAGGUGGCUGUGGAUUAUGGGGCCAGCUGGACGGUCUGGGAGAGUGAGGUGGCUGUGGAUGACGGGACCAGCUGGACGUAUGUCCAGGCCGACGCACCGACGAAUAAAACCCUGGCUGGGCUGGUGGCUCAAUUGCUGCAGUUCCAGGAAGAUGCCUUCGGAAAACACGUGGCCAAUCCUGCCUUCACCAAGUUUCCGGCCAAGUGCUUCCUGGACUUCAAAGCCGGAGGAACUUUGUGUUACAUCCUCGGGGCGGCUUACAAGUACAAGAACGAACAAGGAUGGCGGAGAUUCGACUUGCAAAACCCGUCGCGGAUGGACCGCAACGUCGAAAUGUUCAUGAACAUUGAGAAAACAUUAGUGCAGAAUAACUGUCUGAGCAGACCCAGCAUCUACCUCAUUCCGGACAUCGAACUGAAACUGGCGAACAAGCUGAAAGAGAUUGUCAAACGCCACCAGGGGUCCAUCACGGACGAGAAAUCGAAAGCCACCCAUCACAUAUACCCUGUUCCUACCUCACUGGAUGAAGACGAGUGGCUGAGACCGGUGACGAGGAAAGACAAGCAGGUCCUGGUGCAUUGGGGUUAUUAUCCAGACAGCUACGACACCUGGGUUCAGGCGAGCGAAGUCGACGCCGAGAUUGAAGACCCUCCGUUUCCCGAAAAGCCCUGGAAGGUCCACGCCCGAUGGGUCCUGGACAUGGACGUCUUCAACGAGUGGAUGAACGAGGAAGACUACGAGGUGGACGACGGCAAGAAGCCGGUCAGCUAUCGGCAGCGGGUUUACUUGAGGAACGAAGAGCCGGUCCGUAGCCCCGAGCGGCGAGAUCGGAAAGCUGCGGGCGGCGCCCGGAAGAGGAAGGCCUCCCCUUCGCCCCCGCUGCCUCCCACCCCUGUGGAAUCCAGGAAGAAAGCCGGCAAGAAAGGACAAGCCAGCCUCUACUGCAAGAGACGCGGGCAAAAGGACGAGGAUGAGCAGGAGGAUCUCACCAAGGACAUGGAGGACCCCACCCCGGUGCCCAACAUGGAGGAGGUGGUCCUUCCCAAAAACGUCAAUCCGAAGAAGGACAGCGAAAACACGCCGGUGAAAGGAGGCACCGUAGCAGAUCUUGACGAACAAGACGAGGACACGCUGACGAGUGGAGGAAAGGAAGACGAAGACCCCAACAGAGGGGACCAGGGACGCUCCCUCGACGCCGGGGAAGACAACGUCACGGAACAGACCAACCACAUCAUCAUCCCCAGCUACGCCUCCUGGUUUGACUACAACUGCAUCCACGUCAUCGAACGCCGGGCUCUUCCCGAGUUCUUCAACGGGAAGAACAAAUCCAAGACGCCGGAAAUAUACUUAGCCUACCGCAAUUUCAUGAUUGACACCUAUCGCCUGAACCCUCAAGAGUACCUCACCAGCACGGCCUGCCGGAGAAAUUUGACCGGGGACGUUUGUGCCGUGAUGAGGGUCCACGCCUUUCUGGAGCAGUGGGGGCUGAUUAAUUACCAAGUGGACCCCGAAAGCCGACCCAUGGCAAUGGGACCCCCGCCCACCCCCCACUUCAACGUGCUGGCCGACACCCCUUCGGGACUCAUGCCGCUCCACCUGCGGACUCCUCAGAUCCCGGCUGCCCAACAAAUGCUGAAUUUCCCGGAGAAAAACAAGGAGAAGCCGACCGAUCUGCAAAACUUCGGUCUCCGCACGGACGUCUACUCCAAGAAAACCUUAGCCAAGAGCAAAAGCGCCAGCGCCGGCCGAGAGUGGACCGAACAAGAGACUCUCCUUCUGCUUGAGGCGCUGGAGAUGUACAAGGACGAUUGGAACAAAGUCUCUGAGCACGUCGGGAGUCGCACCCAGGACGAGUGCAUCCUCCAUUUUCUCCGGCUUCCCAUCGAAGACCCUUACCUGGAGAACUCGGACGCCUCGCUGGGACCUUUGGCGUACCAGCCCAUCCCCUUCAGCCAGUCCGGCAAUCCGGUGAUGAGCACCGUGGCCUUCCUAGCCUCGGUGGUGGACCCCCGGGUGGCGUCGGCCGCAGCGAAAGCAGCGUUAGAGGAAUUUUCCCGCGUCCGGGAGGAAGUCCCUCUGGAGCUGGUGGAGGCCCACAUCAAGAAGGUCCAGGAAGCCGCCCGUAUUUCGGGGAAAGUGGACCCCACGUACGGCCUGGAGAGUAGCUGCAUCGCCGGAACGGCCGACGACAAGCCCGAGAAAGCUGAUGGACCUGAAGAGGAGAAGAUGGAGACAGACGCGGAUGGAGCGCCGGCAGACAAAGUAGAAAGCAAAGGAGAGAACGAAAUAGACGGGAACAAGCUACAGGAAGGAGGAGAGGACGAGAGAAUCGCAGAAAAAGAACAAGAUAGUGACGUGUCUCAGGAUUCCAAACACGAUGACAAGGAAGCCGAGGAGAACAAGGAGAACUUUGACACGGGCAAAGAGAAGGAAGGCAGCGGCGGGAAGCGGCGAGGCGAGCACGAAGUCUCCGAAGGGAAUGUUGCGACGGCUGCAGCUGCCGCCCUGGCCUCCGCUGCCACCAAAGCCAAGCAUCUGGCCGCCGUUGAGGAACGGAAGAUCAAGUCUCUGGUGGCUCUCCUGGUGGAAACCCAGAUGAAGAAACUGGAGAUCAAACUUCGCCAUUUUGAAGAGCUGGAAACCAUCAUGGAUAGAGAGAAAGAGGCGCUGGAGCAGCAAAGGCAGCAGCUGCUAACUGAGCGUCAAAACUUCCACAUGGAGCAACUCAAAUACGCCGAACUCCGAGCCCGGCAACAGUUAGAACAGCAGCAGCAACAACAACAACAACAACAGAGCCAGAACGCACAACAGUCACACCAGCACGCCAGUGGUCCGGGCAUGAAUCCUCUGGGCAUAGCGUUGACAUCUCACCAGCAGCCUCCCCCUUACCCCAUGAUGCACCACCCGAUGCCCCCGCCACACACCCCUCAACCAGGUCCAAUCCUUGGACAGGGCUCCAUGAUGCCCGGACAGGCCUUGCCAAGCCGAAUCAUGCCAGCCGGAUCCGCCGGCGCCCAGUCAGCCGCCGGCGCCACCAUCCCUCCCUCUGGGCCGGGAAACAUCGUGGGACCCCGGGGACCCCUGGCAUCUCCCAACGGCUUGUAUCCUCAGCCGCCUCCAUCUCUUCCUCCUCCUCCUCCGGCCGAUGGGGCAACGCCGCCACCCGCGGGACCGCUCCCCGCCUCCACCGCACCCUGAAACAUGUCCUUCGCAACCAGGACCUUCUCAAGCUCUGGCAGAUGCAACCAACACCAUCGUUCUUCCAUGUUC